This is a messenger RNA of Cynoglossus semilaevis (tongue sole), 2495 nucleotides long. RefSeq names its product optineurin (gene optn). Gene Ontology annotation, biological process: regulation of canonical NF-kappaB signal transduction; Golgi ribbon formation; protein localization to Golgi apparatus. Lineage: Eukaryota; Metazoa; Chordata; Actinopteri; Pleuronectiformes; Cynoglossidae. The record is from RefSeq and is a predicted model, not a curated record. The transcript is spliced from 14 exons. Gene Ontology annotation, cellular component: Golgi apparatus; nucleus; cytoplasm. Gene Ontology annotation, molecular function: K63-linked polyubiquitin modification-dependent protein binding. The coding region runs from base 174 to 1736 and encodes 520 amino acids.
UGUAAAAUAUCUGCCGGAAGUACGUGAUUCCUUGGGAUGACUUAACGUCGCUCCAAACCAGAAACAUCGGUACAAGGUUGUUCAACACCGCUGGAGUCUGAUUCCGCUGCUGGACAGGUUUAUUCCGUGGUCGCGGAACUACACAGCAGACCGAAGUUUCUCCUGCGGAGACCAUGGCGUCAGGAGGCCCCGUCAUGAACGGCCGAUCUCCCUCUCAGUCCUGUACGCUGGAGGAAACGCUGCAGCAGAUGAACGUUCUCAUCCAGGAGAACCGUGAGCUGAAAGAGGCCUUACGUCAGACCAACCUGACAAUGAAGGAGAGAUUUGAGGGUCUUUCUGCGUGGCGCGAAAAGCAGCGAGAAGAGCGGAACUUCCUGGAGAGCCGUCUGGAGGAGGCGCGGGGCCACAUGGAGACCCUGAACCACCAAAACCAGGACCUGAGGAGGAAGCUGGAGGAGGCGACAAGAAGAGCGAGAGACGCAGUUCAGACCGCAGAGCUCGAAGGACUGCGUGGCCAGAUUGUUCGUUUGCAGGCGGAGAAGAACGACCUGGUGGCCAUGAACAGCGAGCUGAGGCUGAAGGCCGACGAGUCGCUCGACUCCUUCAUCGAGGUCAUCAGAGUUCAGGACGAAUGUGCCAACGGCGUCAGUGAGGCCCACGGCUCGCUGGGCGACAGCAGCCCGGAGCAGAGCUCAACGCUGUCCCCGCUGGACAACAAGGAUAUGACCGUGAGCCAGCUGCUCCUGUCCCUGAGGAAGGAACGUCAGCGUGGCGAUCAGCUGCAGGAGGAGCUUCAGCGCUCCGCCGUCAGAAUAAUAGAUCUGGAGCAGAAACGGAGAACGAACGACAGCUCAACACAGACGGAAACCAAAGACGACGCUGGGAAGGACAAGGCAGCGUCUGAGGUGGAGAACCUGAAGUCUCAGGUGAUGAGUUUGUACAAAGAGCUGCAGCAGGCCCAGAGCAAACUGAACCAGGCGGAAGGCAUGAAGAAGAACCUGCAGGACAGAUACCGAGAGGUGGAGCAGGAUGUGGUCACUCUGAGAGCUCAGCUGGUGGAGAACCAGACCAUCAGGUCGGAGAACGACCGACUGAAGCUGCAGCUGGACAGCAUGCAGGUCCAGAACCAGCUGGAGCAGAAGAAAGCAGGAGAGGAGAGGAACAACCUGUGUCAGCUGAAGGACGCCUACACCAAACUGUUUGAAGACUACACCGAGCUGAAGGAGGAGGAGGGCAAGAAGAAGAAGGAGGAGUGCUCUCUGGUGGACGACCUCCAGGCUCGUCUGACGGCGGCCGAAGAAGCGCUGGCGUCCAAACAGGCCAAGAUGGACGACAUGAAGCAGGAACUGUUCCAGAAGGAGAAGGAGCUGGAGACCGUAUCUGUGUUCCAGGCCCAGGCCGAGGUCUACUCCUCAGACUUCUACGCCGAACGGGCGGCGAGAGAGAAGCUCCACGAAGAAAAGGAACGCCUGGCCGCUCAGCUGGAGUACGUGAAGAAGCAGAACAGUCAGCUGCAGGAGGAGGUGGACUCACUGGGCCGUCACUCACUGAAUGAGAUGCAGCGGAGACACGUUUCUCUGGGAGGAAAUCAACAUGGACCUGCUGCCACCCUGGCAGGAAGAGGUUCUGACUGGCAGCACCAGGACUACAUUCCUGAACAUGCCUGUCCCAAAUGCAACGAGAUCCUCCCAGACCUGGACUCCCUGCAGAUCCACAUCAUGGACUGCAUCAACUAGUCCACGCUGACACCUGUCUGGACGACAUCCUGCAGAUGAAGACACAGACCCAGAGAUAAGAAGAACAACACCUGGUACUCCUGGACCACAGUUAGGCCUGUGGACCAGGGGGAAGGAACCUGGUUCUGUGGCUUAAAAUAGUUCUAUACAUGUUGGUGAUGGUUCCGUACGGUUCCUCUCUCUCUCUCUCUCUCUCUCUCUCUAGCUCCUGUUAAAAACUGGUAUUAAUUACACUGAUUUAUUUGAACCCCUCCCCUCUCCCCCGGUCUGUAGUUGAUGGUUCCGUCUUCCUGUCCUGAUAAAUGCCACAGACACAGUUGAAGGUCCAACCUUCUGGGGUUUGUCCAACUAUCAACCUGGUGUAAUAAACGAAGUGAAACAGCAGAUGGCGCUGUUCACAGUGAAUCACAGCUGAUCAUAUUUUGAUAAACAGAAGGUGCAUGAACCAAAGAUUCCUGUUCACGAUCCAAAGUCCAGGUUCCUGACGUUCUUUACCAGAACGGUUCUCCAUGACGUUCUCUGUUGUUCUGAUGUUCUGUUUUAACAUCGAGGGCCAGUCAACCUGUACGAACUGCUAAUAAGAAAUCAAAGUUGGAAUUACGUUUUUUAUUUUGGCUGUAAACACAUGCUUGACUACUACUACUACUACUACUACUACUACUACAUACUAAUAAUGCAGCACUGCCUUUGAUCUGUUGCAAGUAUUUUGAUCUAAAAUAAAAUAAAGUUGCAGAUCCCGGUGUGAUUCCAGUUCAACUU